Messenger RNA from Plutella xylostella (diamondback moth), 719 nucleotides. RefSeq lists its product as uncharacterized. The record is from RefSeq and is a predicted model, not a curated record. NCBI's taxonomy places the organism in Eukaryota, Metazoa, Arthropoda, Insecta, Lepidoptera, Plutellidae.
AAUAUCGGCGGACGACAAUUUUACUCCAAGGCCAUCUUUUCAGAACAAAUAGAUGAAGUAUAAAAGAAAAAACGACCAACUGUAAGUCACAGUCGUGUCCGAUCCGGGAAAAUGAAAGCUUCGAUCGCGUUUGUGUUGUGCUGUGUGGCGGGCUGCGGCUUUGCGUACAACGUGCGCAGGGACGGGCAGUACAACGGCCUGCGGGAUGACCCCUUCGCGGUAGAGGUGUACCAGCACUUCUACCCGGAGCCCUCUCAGCGGUUCUUCUGGGGGAACCAGGGCAGCUCGCAGGUGGGCGGCUCGGGCUGGUGGACCACGCUCACGAACAAGUUCCCCAUCCUGGGCAGCAUGUUCGGUAAGAUGGAGGUGCCUCACGUGACGUACGGGGUGCCGGCGUCGGUGUACGGGCCGCCGCAGCCGCCGGUGUUCCAGGACCAGUUCUACCAGCAGCUGCCGCCGGUGCAGUUCCACCCGCAGUUCGUGCCGGGCGCCGUGGACCUGCCGCCCAGCCGCGACGUCGGCUUCACGGACGACGCCGUCAUCAUCACGCCGCCGCAGGUGCCCAUCUCGCAGCCGGCCCCCGCCCCCGCCCCCGCGCCCGCACCCUUCCCCAACCCUGCACCCUUCCCGAACCCAAGGCCUGACCCCAAUCCCGACUCCGGAUACAGAUAUAACAAACCCCUAUACAGAUUUGAUCUCCCUAAGAAAUAGUAACUCGC